AGGUGUUCCUCUAACCAAUGAAAAUGUUGGAGAUUUGCCUGAAAUUAGUCGGUUGCAAGUCAAAAAAAGGGCUGUCCUCCUCUUCCAGCUGCUAUUUGGAAGAAGCGCUUCAACGGCCCGUGGCCUCCGAGUUCGAGCCCCAGAGUCUGAGCGAGGCCGCCCGCUGGAAUUCCAAGGAAAAUCUCCUUUGUGCUCCGGGCGAAAAUGAUCCGAAUCUUUUUGUGGCCUUGUACGAUUUCGUAGCCAGCGGGGACAACACACUCAGCAUCACUAAAGGGGAAAAACUUCGAGUCUUGGGUUACAACCACAAUGGAGAAUGGUGCGAAGCCCAGACGAAGAACGGGCAAGGAUGGGUCCCCAGCAACUACAUCACCCCUGUGAACAGCUUGGAAAAGCACUCAUGGUACCAUGGACCGGUGUCCCGCAAUGCGGCGGAGUAUCUGCUGAGCAGCGGGAUCAACGGCAGCUUUCUGGUACGGGAAAGCGAGAGCAGUCCUGGGCAGCGGUCCAUAUCCUUGAGAUACGAGGGGAGGGUCUACCACUACCGGAUCAACACCGCCUCGGAUGGGAAGCUUUACGUCUCUUCAGAAAGCCGCUUCAACACCUUGGCUGAGCUGGUCCACCACCACUCGACCGUGGCUGAUGGCCUGAUCAUCACUCUCCAUUAUCCUGCCCCAAAGAGGAACAAGCCCACCAUUUACGGCGUGUCCCCCAACUACGACAAGUGGGAGAUCGAACGGACGGACAUUACCAUGAAGCACAAACUGGGGGGUGGACAAUACGGGGAGGUGUACGAAGGCGUCUGGAAGAAGUACAAUCUCACCGUGGCGGUGAAGACCCUCAAGGAGGACACCAUGGAGGUAGAGGAAUUCUUGAAAGAAGCCGCCGUCAUGAAAGAAAUCAAGCAUCCAAAUUUGGUGCAAUUACUGGGGGUCUGCACGAGGGAGCCCCCGUUCUAUAUCAUCACCGAGUUCAUGACCUACGGGAAUUUGCUGGACUUCUUGCGGGAUUGCAGCCGGCAAGAGGUGAACGCGGUUGUGCUUCUCUACAUGGCCACCCAGAUUUCCUCUGCCAUGGAGUACCUGGAGAAGAAGAACUUCAUCCACAGAGAUCUCGCUGCCCGAAACUGCCUGGUGGGAGAGAAUCACCUGGUGAAGGUAGCUGAUUUUGGCUUAAGUAGGUUGAUGACUGGUGAUACGUACACCGCCCACGCUGGAGCUAAGUUCCCUAUCAAGUGGACUGCGCCGGAAAGCCUGGCUUAUAACAAAUUCUCCAUCAAAUCUGACGUCUGGGCUUUUGGUGUCUUGCUUUGGGAAAUCGCCACGUACGGCAUGUCCCCGUAUCCUGGGAUUGACCUGUCGCAAGUGUAUGAACUUUUGGAGAAGGACUAUCGCAUGGAGCGCUGGCAGUGGAGUGUUUCAGAGAGACCGUCCUUUGCCGAAAUCCAUCAAGCGUUUGAGACGAUGUUUCAAGAAUCCAGCAUUUCAGAUGAAGUGGAAAAAGAGCUGGGGAAGAAAACGGGGAGGAGUGUGGCCAACCCUUUUUUGCAAGCACCAGAGCUGCCCACGAAAACCAGGUCGUCUCGAAAGAUGGCUGAGUGGAAGGACGCCGAGAACUUGGAAGCGGUGCCUGUGAAGGGCCCGGCAGAAAGUGAAAGCACAGAACACGAACCAGCAGUGUCCCCUGUACUGCCGCGGAAAGAAAGGGCUGUUGCCGAUGGGAGUUUAAAUGAAGAUGACCGUUUGCUCCCGAAAGACAAAAAGACCAAUCUUUUCAGUGCUCUGAUCAAGAAGAAAAAGAAAACGGCCCCCACCCCUCCGAAGCGGAGCAGUUCGUUCCGGGAAGCGGAGGGCCACCUGGAGCAUAAAGGAGUCGGGGAGGACGAGACCAAAGAUAGCAGCAACGGGGUCUUGCUCACACAACCUGCUGAUCUAGAGGACCGUUCCAGGUUCCCCAACGCCAGCAACGAGGCAGCCGGAGUGGCCAAUGGGACUGGGAACUCCAAUUUGUUGACCCCAAAUGCUUGGAAAAAAUCGGGCUCCUCGGCCAAUAAUCGCCCGGGUCCCGGCGAAGAGGACGGUGGCAUGAUCUCCAGCAAGCGUUUCUUGCGCUCCUGCUCUGCCUCUUGCGUGCCCCACGGGGGCAGGGACACCGAGUGGAAGUCGGUCACCCUCCCUCGGAACCCACAGUCCAUGGGGCACCAGUUUGACUCGUCAACCUUUGGGGGCCACAAGAGCGAAAAGCCCGCCCUGCCUCGGAAACGAGCCAGCGAGGCAAAGGCUGAUCCAAUCAACCGGGGAAUGGUCACCUCGGGUCCUCGGUUGCUGAAGAAGAACGAGGAGACGCUGGAAGAGACUUCCAAAGAGGCCGUGAGCAGCCCAGGCUCCAGUCCGCCCACUCUUACCCCUAAACUCAGCCGGAGGCAGCCUUUGCUCCCUUCUGCUUGUGGGGGUCCAUCGACUGAGCAGACCACAGUGGGCAAAGCCACCCUGGGCUUCUUUGCUGGCAAAGGUCUGGGCGAGGAGUCCCGUCUACGCAAGAUGAAGCCGGCCCCAGAGAAGGAAAAAGGGAAGCUGUCGAAGCUCAAACCUGCCCCACCUCCUCCGGUCUUGAACUCGGGCAAAAAUAACAAGGUGGGUCUUGGGCCCAGCCACGAAGGACCUGAAGGGUCCCUGGCCAAGGGCAAGCAGACAGUAGUGGCUGCAGAGCCCCCCGUAAAUGCUGAGACUCCCAAGUCCAGUUUGUCCACAGAAGGAAGCAAAAAGGCAUUGAUGACCUCGGUACCAAAGUCUCCCUCAUCCGCCAAAUUGCUCUUGAUGGCCGGUUCUCCUUCUCCGUCACCUCCCACCAUCUCAUCCGCUCUUGCUGCAGAUCAGCCCACCUCCACAGCUUUCAUCCCUCUCAUCUCCACUCGGGUCUCCCUGAGGAAGACCCGCCAACCUCCGGAGAAGAUAGCGAGUGGUACCGUCACGAAGGGGACGGUCCUGGAGAGCUCUGAGACCCUACGGAACGCCAUCAGCAAGAACUCGGAACAGAUGGUCAGCCAUAGCGCCGUCCUGGAAGCAGGCAAGAACCUGUACACCUUCUGCGUCAGCUAUGUGGACUCCAUCCAGCAGAUGCGGAAUAAGUUUGCUUUCCGAGAGGCCAUCAACAAACUGGAGAACAAUCUCCGGGAGCUUCAGAUCUGCCCUGCCACAGCUGGUGGAGGUCCUGCCACCACCCCAGAUUUUAGCAAGUUGCUCAGCUCAGUCAAAGAAAUCAGCGAUAUUGUUCAGAGGUAGCAGAAGUGGGGAGGUAAUCGGUCACCCACUUUAGAUGGAGCUGACCCAAGACAUUUUGGUUCCCGGGACAGAAUAAUGGACCCCACACCUCAGAGAGACAACACACAGACUUAGCCAUGUGGAUUGUAUCUUAGUGAUCCUCUGGGGUUGUCCAAAACCAUUGACUUUGAGCAUUCCAGAUGUUGCUUUGAUUGGAUUGCUCUCACCCUCAGGAUAUGCUCAUCCUCUGCUCCUCACAAGCCACCUUGUGAAACAAGAACCCCUCCUCAUACACCUACCCGCCCCCAUUCCAUCUCUCUCGUCGGGAUUUUCCCUCCGUCUCAUUCUUAACUCUGGGAUGUCCAAGUCUGGUGAAGCUUAACUUGUCUUAACGUUGCAUCCUUUGGGACGUUCUAACUAAUGCUUGUUUGCUUGUAGGGUGAGCUUUGUGUGGAAAGUGGGACACCACUUGUCAAGACCAAAUUGAUUGCAGGGAUCUCUCUGGGUUGCUUCCUACUUAGCCCUCUUUGCACAUUGUCAGGUGCGAAAGAUCAGGUUCACACGUGAAGGUUCAAUUAAGCUACUCUAUUGCUGAAAGCCUCUGCGUAGGAAUCUUAGCGAAAGAUCAGCACCUGCUAGGAGUUAGAUAAGGGUUAGUGAAAUUCAAGGGAGGUGGGACCUAGUUAGUUUGUGGCUACAUAGGGAUUCUAGGCUGAUGCCUCUUUUCACUCCACCACCACCCCCAAGUUCUGCCACUCCUUCUCCUACGCGCAUGGGCGCAUUCUCCACCCCAUUCUCCCUCUAGCAUUUGUCUCUUGUACGCUGCAGCCUUCAGUCUGAAAUUAGGCAGGGCUCUUAUGAGGACCAACUGAAGCAUCUUUGGGGGAUAUUUGAUUCACUGCCUCCCUUACCCCGAGCAUCUCCAUCCGUAAACCUUUUUAAUUAUUAUUUUUCCCCUCACAAGCGAUGGUUAAACAAAUGUGGAUGCAGUCUUUGCUGGCAUGCUCAGUUUACCAGGCUGCCCUUGUGUCUUGUGCCGAGCCUAACGGGAAAAAAAAAUAUGAAACUGUGAUUUAAGCUUUGAAAUAAUGGAGGUGAAGGGGGAGAUACCCCUAAAUUCAGAGUGGGUUGAAUAUUUCCAAAGGGUACAAAUACUUUUGUGAAUAGUCUCUCUCCUUGUAAUAUAGACUAUGUUCAUAUCUCAGUAUUACACCUUUUGUAGACCCUCACUCUGUCUUCAGAUGUGUAAAUAGCUACAACUCUUUUUCUUAAUUUCUAUAAUACUCAACAGGGGAGGGAUUUCCGCCCUCCCCCUUCUUCAUCUCUAGCUUAUGUUUGCCAAAUCCAGGAGUUUUAAACGAUCUUUUCACCCAUUUUCCUUCUCCUUCUCCUUCUCUUCCUCCACUUUACGUGUGUUCUUUCAAAGGAUUCAAGAUGGUAUUUCUUAGUCUUUGGAUUU
Messenger RNA from Protobothrops mucrosquamatus (brown spotted pit viper), 4719 nucleotides. It is a transcript of the gene ABL1, whose product is annotated as ABL proto-oncogene 1, non-receptor tyrosine kinase. Gene Ontology annotation, molecular function: ATP binding; non-membrane spanning protein tyrosine kinase activity; protein binding. Gene Ontology annotation, biological process: regulation of apoptotic process; protein phosphorylation. Lineage: Eukaryota; Metazoa; Chordata; Lepidosauria; Squamata; Viperidae. The transcript is spliced from 11 exons. Bases 18 to 3281 code for a protein of 1087 amino acids. The record is from RefSeq and is a predicted model, not a curated record.